Molecule: messenger RNA, 3662 nt
Organism: Procambarus clarkii (red swamp crayfish)
Lineage: Eukaryota; Metazoa; Arthropoda; Malacostraca; Decapoda; Cambaridae
Source: RefSeq, a predicted model, not a curated record
AUGAAAAGAAGUUUCCAGGAGCUGAAGAGGAUAAAGACUUCUUCAACUUCUCGAACCAAAGAAGAAAGUGAACCUGGGCAUAGACACCAGAGGGAAAAUAAUAAUAUUCACCCCCCGGAUGGCCUUCACAACACUGGACAAAGUAGGAUCUUCCUGGUCGGUAAAGAUAAUGACAUAACGGCCCAGCACAUGAGGGACUACCCUGAUUACAAGUACCGCCCCCGCAGGAAGCCCAAGACCCUGAAAAAGGACGGCUACCCCUACAGCUUCCCGUACCUGCCGACGGCCCUCGAUCCUCUCAGUGCCAUGUCCCGUGGGAUGUACCACCCACACUUCUCUCCCGCCCUCACCCACAUGACGGCCGCUAUGGGUGGCAUGGGCGCGAUGGGCGGUAUGGGUGCCACGCUGCCCACCCACACACCCUCAGAUUACCAAGCCACCCUCGAUUCUGAGAAGAUGAGAGCGGCUUUUCUUCCCACCUCUCUUAGUAGUCUCGGUGCUUUCCAGUCCCACGCCCUGUACACCUCGAUGGCAGCAGCGCAGCAGAACAGCCACGCCCACACGCCCACACCCACCUCCCAGGACACCACGCCCACUAGCACCGUCCUCUCCACGCCCCUAGCAGCGCCCGUGGCCAAGUUAGCCCAGCCAGUGCAAGAGGAACGCCGGACCAGUCCUCCUGCCUCUACUGCGAGUUCCUCGCCGCCAUAUGUGCCACCGUCGCCGUUCUCCGCCCUCUACUCCACACCCAGCUCUCUCACGCCCGGCCACCCGCUCCUCUACCCCGCCCAGUACCCGCCCAUGACCACACCCACACAGGACCUGCGCCGCCCACUCUCCGUCCUAUUCUCGUAGGCCCUCUGCUGCCGGCACCACCCAGGAGCUGCGAUUGACAACCUCCAGUCUGUAGAUGGUCGCCCUCGAGGUCUCCAGUAGGUCAUCCUUGGUGGCAACGUUCUCCUCGAUAUCAUUAAUCAGUUGCGGGACAUUCUCGAGGUCAAGGUCAUCCUUGAAAGCACUAGUCACGAGCCAGCCACCUUGAGUAAUGUCACUCAGUAGUGGGCUCUUGGCUAGGUCACCACAAGUACGAGAUUACUGUCUUAGUCAGCGAUGAGAAGCUCGCUCUCCACGUCACUCUGAAGCCUUAAUUGAGGUCUUCAAGCCACGUGACCCAGAUCUUGAACAGCAAGGAAUGUAACCCAGGAGUUGGACAGCAAAUUACGUGACCCAGGUGUUGGACAACAAGAAGAAAUUCUUCCAGAAGCUCUAAAGACCUUCAAAAGACUGCCCUAAAUCUUACGAGCGCUUUCCUGUUCACUUUUAAGAUGAAUCAAUAGCAAGAACGUAACAAUUAAAUGUGUUCUAACUGUAGUGUAGGUGUUCGGACGGAGCAUAAAUCAGUGGUAAACAAAAUUAUCUGACGACAGUCAUUUCUGUAUAAUCUAAAUGUGUGAGGGGCAAGAGAAGGGUGUACGAGAGCUCCGUUACGCGUGCUGCAGUGACUAUAGUCAGACGCUUUUGGUGACAGAGCAAAUAUAUGCAUAUAGUGUUCUAGUGAGUGUGGACCCGGCCAAAGGUGUUUUUUGUGUGUGUGGGAACGCUCCUGGGCAUAGAUAUUGACCCGUGGAACAUGUCUAGCCGUAGACAUUGAACCCCAGGGAGCGUGUCUAUCCGUAGACAUUGACCCUGGGGGCGUUUCUAGCCACAGGGAUCGACCCUGGGGCGAGGAGGGCGUUAAUACCUGUAGACACGGACCCUGGAAUUCUUUCUUGCCGUAAACAUUGACCCCUGGGAGACCCUUUUUGGAACACUCUAUGAUUUAGUUAAGAGUUUCCAAAGCAUACCAACUUGUUGGGUACUCAGGAUUACGCAGGCCGAGCAAUUAAGUAUGCAAGAUCACAUCUAUUGACCUAUUCUCUGACUGUUGCAGUAGGCCGCAUGUAUAAUCUAACGAGGGGGCAAUAGAGCCAUAUGGGGGUAACCUAGCUAAGCCACAUAUAAAUUAAACUGGUGAGUGCCUCAGGUCACCUGUGCUGACCAAAAUACAUGGAGGUCACUGAGGACAUAUGUGCAGAACCAAAGAUGACCUUGCGAGGCAAACAUCUGCAGUUAGCCUAAGACAUCUGUCUCACCUGGUGAUGACUUCUUAAGACAUCUGUCUCACCUGGUGAUGACUUUUUAAGACAUCUGUCUCGCCUAGUGAUGAUUUCUUAAGACAUCUGUCUCGCCUAGUGAUGAUUUCUUAAGACAUCUGUCUCACCUAGUGAUGACUUCUUAAGACACCUGUCUCACCUGGUGAUGACUUCUUAAGACACCUGUCUCUCCCACCUGCUGAUAACGUUUAAAGACAUACUGUCUCAUCCGAAAAAAACAAGUUCUUGAACUUGGUUAUAUUGAACAUGAAGAUCCGCGUUCUGGUAAUUGUAAAACCAAGUUUUUUGUAAUUGUAAAGCCAAAAUCAAGUAAUUGUAAAGCUAAGUUCUUGCAAUUGUAAAGCCAAAUUCUGGCAAUUGUAAAGCUCAAAUCUGGUAAUAGGAAACCCAAGUUCUUGUAAUGAUUUUGGUAACUUUCCAGCACAUAGAGAACUGGGAUUUUAACCCUGUGAAGUCAAAUUCUUAAACCUGUGAAUCCAAGAUCUUAAAAUAAUGUGUUUUAUUUCCAAAUGGCUUCAUUUAUAUUCUCUCGUAUUUAUUGAGGAAAAUGCAUUGUGAAAUAAAACAGAUUUAUAUUGAUGAUGCCAAGUUUUUUUAUGUUAAUGAAUAAUAAUUGGCAUAGAGGGACUGGUAUCUUAGGCCUACUGUAAUUGUGACGUCACGCAUUCAAUGGUUUUAAUGUAGAAGUGAUUUUGUGUAUAGUUGAAUGUGUGUUGAUGUAUAUUACGGUGUAUAUAUGUGUAUGUAUACUGUGAGUUGUGAGUCAUGUAUACUGGGGUGUAUGUAUGCACGUGUAUAUUUUGGGUAUAUUUUGUUGGUGUUGACUAUCAUGGAUUUUGUGGUGUAUACAAGGUUGUAUUUAUAUACUGUGGCAACUGUACGUGUAUACUUGGUUACUAUGUAUGUAGGUGUUUAAUGCUCUGUAUUACGGUGUAUAUGUGUGUGUGUACAUAAAUGUAUACUUUUGUAUAUGAUGUAUACUGGAAUGUAAAUGCAUUUUGAGGUAUGUAUAGGCAUAUAUUGGAGUAUGUUUACGUUAAAGUAGAGUGUAUGUGCAUGUAUACUGGUGUAUACACCUUGUAUACACGAGUACAUGCAUAUGGGUGUAUGAAUACAUAUUGGGGUGUCGUGACGGUGUAUACCCAAGGUGUAAGUGCAUAUUGGAGUGCAUGUAGCUGUAUGUAUAUACUUAUAUAUACUGGGGGAUGUAUAUUUAUACACUAUCAGUGUAUAUGUCUGUAUAUAAUAACCAGUGUAGAUGUAUAUUGGGAGUAUGCGAGUAUAGUGGGGAAAAAAAAGGCAUACUACCUCCCUGUGUAUUUCCAAUAUGUGACAUUUUGGCACUGUAUAGAUUAAUAGUGUAUUAAUAGUGUAUGUUGUUUAUAAGUACGUAUUACGUGUUCUUGGUUAGUAACGGUGAGAAAAUGGUUACUGUUCCAUAUAUAUAUAUUUAUUAUGAUCAGUUAUUGUAAUCAUUAUAAUAGAAUAGCAACAUCUUAUAUAUAUAUA